This is a messenger RNA of Thermothelomyces thermophilus ATCC 42464, 701 nucleotides long. RefSeq lists its product as uncharacterized. The transcript has 2 exons. The record is from RefSeq and is a predicted model, not a curated record. The coding region runs from base 5 to 610 and encodes 201 amino acids. NCBI's taxonomy places the organism in Eukaryota, Fungi, Ascomycota, Sordariomycetes, Sordariales, Chaetomiaceae.
CCGCAUGCUCGUGGGCGACCCUAACAACCGGGAGGAGAGCAAGGUGCCGCCAGGGCUCUGCUUCCGGUGCGAGGCGAACAAGCAGCAGAACCCGUUUGGCGGGGCGCCGUGCACGGGGGCCGACACCAAGUCGUUCCCCAAGUCGACGUGCGGCGGCGGCUGGCGCGUGACGGUGACGUUCCCGUCGUGCUGGGACGGGCAGAACGUCGACACGCCGGACCACAAGAGCCACGUGGCGUACCCGGCCAGCGGCACGUUCGAGAGCGGCGGCCCUUGCCCGGCCAGCCACCCGGUCAAGAUCCCGCAGGUCAUGUACGAGAUCAUGUACGACACGACCCCGUUCAACAACAAGAACGAGUGGCCCGCGGACGGCUCCCAGCCCUUCUACUGGAGCCACGGCGACAACACGGGCUACGGCAUCCACGGCGACUACGUCUUCGGCUGGAAGGGCGACGCCCUGCAGAGGGCCAUGGACAACAAGUGCGCCGGCGACCGUUGCGCCCCGCUCCAGAGGCAGUCCGACGCCGAUGCCAUCGCGUGCACCAAGCCCCAGAGUGCCAAGGAGGCUAUUGGCGACGACUGGCUCCCUACCAUUCCCGGUCAGCAGUGAUAAAAUACAUACUCAAGAAGAGGAGGGCUUGGAGGUGAACGAGAACAUAUGGAGUCUCGGGAUGAUGGCUCGUUCGUUCCUUUGACAUGUU